Molecule: messenger RNA, 1635 nt
Organism: Coprinopsis cinerea okayama7#130
Lineage: Eukaryota; Fungi; Basidiomycota; Agaricomycetes; Agaricales; Psathyrellaceae
Product: beta-hexosaminidase
Exons: 9
Coding region: 1-1635 (544 amino acids)
Biological process (GO): carbohydrate metabolic process; glycosaminoglycan metabolic process
Cellular component (GO): membrane
Molecular function (GO): beta-N-acetylhexosaminidase activity
Source: RefSeq, a predicted model, not a curated record
AUGCUCAUCCUCGCCACCUUCUCCGCGUUCUUAGCCUUACUGCCUGGAGCGUCUGCUUUAUGGCCUAUCCCCAACGACAUCACGACGGGUACGAGCCCGUUGAGGCUCGCUCGAGACUUUUCCAUCAACCUGAACGGUGUGCGCCACGCACCGAAGGACCUGGUCGACGCAGUCUCGCGCACACAGCACUUCCUGAGGGAGGACAAGCUCCAGCUCCUCGUUCCUGAUCGCGGUGCAUCCCUCAAGAGUUCCAUCAGCAACUCGCCUUUCCUCAAGUCGCUCACAGUCACACUGAACAGCAGAACUGCGAAGACCAGGUCCAUCGCUGAAGAGGCGAUCGCAGAUAUCGGGACUCGCCAGGAGGGUUAUACGCUCACUGUUCCAGCGGACGGCUCGGAAGCGGUCUUAACUGCCAAUUCGACCUUGGGGUUAUUCCGUGGUCUGACGACGUUCAGCCAGCUGUGGUAUGAGUUGGAUGGCCAUGUAUACACAGUACAGGCUCCUGUCUCUAUUCGAGAUGCGCCACAAUAUGUGUAUCGCGGUCUUAUGCUCGACACUUCGCGAAACUAUUUCCCUAUUGCCGACAUCAAACGAACGCUGGAUGCCAUGAGCUGGGUCAAGGUCAACACCCUCCACUGGCACAUCGUUGAUGCUCAAUCCUUCCCUCUCGUUGUUCCUGGGUUCGAGGAAUUGUCACGCAAAGGAGCCUACAACCCGGCAUCCAUCUACACCCCCAAUGACGUCAAGGAUAUCGUCAACUACGCUGCUCAGCGAGGAAUCGAUAUUCUCGUUGAAGUAGACACUCCUGGGCACACGUCGAUCAUCCAUCACGCGCAUCCCGAACACAUCGCUUGUUUCGAGGCCUCCCCCUGGACCCGCUACGCCUACGGCAAGUCUACUGUCAACUUUACAUCCUCCCUUUUGACCUCGGUCGCUAGGUUGUUCCCUUCCAAGUUCUUCAGCACUGGAGGGGAUGAGAUCAAUCAGCCUUGCUAUGAAGAUGAUGCCGCCACCCAGAAGGAAUUGGAGAAGCAAGGAAAGACUCUGGAGCAGGCACUCGAUACCUUCACUCAAGUUACGCACAGGGCUUUACAUGACAUGGGCAAGACAACUGUUGUCUGGCAGGAGAUGGUGCUCGACCAUAAAGUUACCCUCUCAAACGAUACCGUAGCCAUGGUAUGGAUCUCUUCACAGCACGCCAAAGCAGUUGCCCAGCGAGGCCACAGACUCAUCCACGCUGCAUCCGAUUACUUCUACCUCGACUGCGGUGGUGGAGGUUGGAUUGGCAACAAUCCCAACGGAAACAGCUGGUGUGACCCAUUCAAGACCUGGCAGAAGGCCUAUUCUUUCAACCCCAGAGCCAACCUGACUGAAGAGGAAGCGAAGCUGGUUCUUGGAGGCCAACAACUCCUCUGGGCAGAGCAGUCUGGUCCGUCUAACUUGGAUCCUAUCGUGUGGCCCCGAGCUGCUGCAUCCGCAGAGGUAUUCUGGUCUGGCCACGGCCGCGAUGGUCGAACUGCAUUACCGCGCUUGCAUGAUCUUGCAUACCGUUUCGUUCAACGAGGCGUCCGUGCCAUCCCUUUGCAGCCGCAAUGGUGUGCCCUUCGCCCUGGUGCAUGUGAUAUCGAUGCAUGA